CUUUGACUGCUCCUGCCAGGAAUAAUGCGCAUGCGCCGUUCCUUUGCAUGGUGUGUUUUCAAAUUUUAGCUGCAGCGAUCGGAGCUGUGGCUGUGGUCCUAGUCCUACGACUAUGGAUAGUGCUUCGGCCCCAGGACGUGGUGCCCCGGGAGUCUCUCAAUCUCCUGGUGGUGGCUGGGUCCGGUGGUCAUACCACAGAGAUCCUGAGGCUGGUUGGGAGCUUGUCCAGUGCUUACUCACCUAGACAUUAUGUCAUUGCUGACACUGAUGAAAUGAGUUCCAAUAAAAUUAAAUCUUUUGAACGAAAUCAAGCUAAUCGAGAUUGCAAUACCAUGUAUCCCCAAUACUACAUUCACCAAAUUCCAAGAAGCCGGGAGGUUCAGCAGUCCUGGUUCUCCACAGUGUUCACCACCUUGCACUCCAUGUGGGUCUCCUUUCCUCUGAUUCUCCAAGUAAAGCCAGACUUGGUGUUGUGUAAUGGACCAGGAACAUGUAUUCCUAUCUGCAUAUCUGCCCUUCUUCUUGGAAUACUAGGAGUGAAGAAAGUGAUCAUCGUCUAUGUCGAGAGCAUCUGCCGAGUAGAAACUUUAUCCCUCUCUGGGAAGAUUCUGUUUCAUCUCUCAGAUCACUUCAUUGUUCAGUGGCCAACUCUUAAGGAGAAGUAUCCCAAAUCUGUGUAUCUGGGGCGAAUUGUUUGACAAAUGAAACAACAGACUUUAUUUCCUGUAUGGAAGCAGUGAUGUCCCCAGUGAGUUCUUUCAGCGUAAAGGAAGCAGUAAUAUUAAAUUGGCUUCAUGACAAUUUGCACUCCACAAGCUUCCAGAACCUUGAGCAUAAACCAGCAUUUUUUUUCCAUUCUUCAGUCUUAUUUUAUGAGUAGUUGGCCUCAAUCCACAGUAUCUUCUUAAAUCUCUUUUUUAAUUGUUAAAAUAUAUUAAAAGGUGACUAUUGUUGUAAUAAAAACAUGAUUCUACUUAUCAGGAAUCUAAAUUCAAAACACUGUUUAAAAUGUUUAAGUAAAUUCACAAUGUUAUAACUGUAGCUUUCUCUGAUAUUUUGACUGUACUUAGUCCUGCUACCGUCUCUAUUUACUAUAUACAUUGAUAAUGUAUGUGCUAUAUGCCAGAUAUUACUAAUAAAAACUUGAUGAGUUAGAGACUAUUAUUAUCCCCAUUUUACAGAUGACUUCUCCAGGAUCACAUUCCUAGUAAAUGGCAAAAUCAGGAUUUAAGCCCAGAUAGACUGGUUUGGUCAGUUUCAUAGGUACGUGGCCUGUGUAGUCACAUAGGGUCCCACUCUUGGUUUAAUACUCUGCUAUCCACUCUCUUAGAUUUCUUAGAAAUUUGUCUUUUGUUAAUUUGUUUUAUUGUUAUUUUGUGGUGCUGGGAUGAAACCCUGGGCCUUCUGCAUGGUAGGCAAGAAAGCACUGUACCACUGACCUACAUCUCCAGCCCACUUAGUAAUUUUUAAACAUGGGACCCACAGAUUAUGUGGCUGGUCCUGCCUGAGAUUUUGUGCUCCUAAUGGUGCUGUGUCUUCUACAAUAGAAGCUCCUCAGUAACCAGAUUCUUGUCCCCUCUCUAUAAGCUCUGCUCCUUUAAUAAAACAGCAAAACAUGAGAAGACCUUCACUUAUAA
Messenger RNA from Ictidomys tridecemlineatus (thirteen-lined ground squirrel), 1637 nucleotides. It is a transcript of the gene Alg14, whose product is annotated as ALG14 UDP-N-acetylglucosaminyltransferase subunit. Gene Ontology annotation, biological process: dolichol-linked oligosaccharide biosynthetic process. Lineage: Eukaryota; Metazoa; Chordata; Mammalia; Rodentia; Sciuridae. The record is from RefSeq and is a predicted model, not a curated record. Gene Ontology annotation, cellular component: UDP-N-acetylglucosamine transferase complex. Gene Ontology annotation, molecular function: N-acetylglucosaminyldiphosphodolichol N-acetylglucosaminyltransferase activity.